AGAUUUACUUGCCUGUUUGGGAACGGAAGAUGAAAAAAGAUUUGAUUUGAAUGAAUUUUAAAGAUUUGACGUUUACGUACUAAUCAUUGCAAAGUAUGUGUAUAUAGAUUAUCGAAAGACCGGACGCAUACUAGAACCAUGGAGAUUAUUUUUACAAAACUUUUCUUUUUUGUAAUUGUUCUGUUGGCAACAGUGGACCUCUCCCAUGCUGGACAGAAAACAACUUGUGUUUCCUUGAAACAUAGAGGAUUACGUUUAUGCCAGAAUUUGGGGUACAAUGCAACCAUGUUUCCCAAUUCAUUAGAACAUCGAAAUAUGGAAGAUGCUAGUACCGAAUUAGAUAAUUUUUUGCCCCUGGUAAAAAUACAAUGUGCGAAAGAAAUUGAGUUCUUUCUUUGUAGUGUUUAUUUGCCUGUUUGCCUUGAGUCUGGACCUUUGCCACCUUGUAGAGAAGUUUGUGAAAGAGCUCAAAGAGGAUGUAUUAAACUAAUGACACAAUAUGGGUUUCCUUGGCCAGAAUACUUAAGGUGUUCCAGGUUUCCCAAAAAAGUUGAAAAUAGACUCUGUGUUGACAAACCGUUUAAAGAGCCAGGCACUAAUGGUAAUAAUGGUAUUAAUACUGGUGGUAUACCAGUAAACCCCUUUCAUAAUACAACACAUGCUUCAUAUGAUGACUAUAGAUGUCCUGCUAAACAGCAGAAAGAAACGAAACACUAUAAAUUUAUGGGAACAGAGAAAUGUGCUUCCCUAUGUACACCAAUUUACUUUACUCACAAGGAGAAGGAUUUUGCACGGAACUGGGUUUUGUUUUGGUCAGUGGUCUGCAUGUUAUCAACUGCCUUUACGCUAUUAACAUUUAUUGUAGACAUGCCAAGAUUUCGAUAUCCAGAAAGACCUAUAAUUUUUCUUUCUGGCUGUUAUUUUAUAGUUGCAAUUGCAUUUAUAUCAGGACCAGUUUCUGAUAAUGCAAUAGCAUGUCAUAAAACAGAUGAUGGUACCCAGUUGUUAAACCAAGGAACUGAUAAUGCAUCUUGCACUAUUGUGUUUAUGUUGAUAUAUUUCUUCCUAAUGUCAGCAUCUAUAUGGUGGGUAAUUUUAACACUAACAUGGUUUUUGGCUGCCGGACUUAAAUGGGGACAUGAGGCUAUUGAAGGCAGUUCACAAUAUUUUCAUGCUGCGGCUUGGGCCAUACCAGCUGCCAAAACUAUUGCUGUACUUGCAAUGAAUCAAAUUGAUGGUGAUAUUUUAGCAGGUGUAUGUUUUGUUGGUGGCAAAAAUGUGAAUGCCUUACGGGGCUUUGUACUGGCUCCAUUAGUUGUGUACCUUGUUGUUGGAUCUUUUUUUUUAUUUGCUGGUUUUAUUUCACUUAUUCAAAUCAGAAAAGUUCUAAAGGACGACAGCUCGUUGCGUGCCGAAAAGCUGACAAGAUUAAUGGUACGAAUUGGUAUAUUUUCCAUAUUGUAUUCGCUACCUGCUAUUAUUGUUAUAGCAUGCUUGUUUUAUGAGCAGACCUAUAGAAUUGAAUGGGACAGUUCUUGGAUAAGUGCUUGGCUUACUAUGUUGGGCAAAUGUGACGAGAAAGUGUGUUUCGAAUUCAGCGGAAAGAGCAGACCAGAUUUUGCUGUGUUUAUGAUUAAAUAUCUCAUGUUACUUAUGGUGGGCAUAACAAGUGGAUUCUGGAUUUGGUCUGGCAAGACUAUUCAAUCUUGGAGGAGGUUUUAUUACAAUAAGAUCUUGCAUCAGCGAGUACCAAGACAAUACUACGAGUCUAAAGAUGGUUCUGUCUUUACCGCGAGAACAAAUUUGACGUAAAUGUCCUGACCAUACCUAUGAUAAUGUGCGAUAAGUGUUGUUCGCUAGAAGUAAUGUUUACUUAAAGUUUAGGGAAGUUAGGAAAACCAGAAAACAUUUCCAUAUUACAUAGUAAUGUUAUCAAGAACAUUUAUUGUGACAAUAGACAAUUUUCCUAAUCAUUGGUGAUACUAAAAAGUUUCUUAAAAAAUAAAAAGGAUAAUUAUUUUAUGUAAACAGGAUUAUAAAGUGUUCAAAACUAGUUUGAACCUUUUACAUUGUCAAAUUAGCAUAUAUGUUUGAAAAUAUAAGAUUUCAGAUCAUAUGUUUUCAUAACUUAUUUUUUUUUUUUUUAAUAGGGGGAGCUUUGUCAACAAAUUUGACAACAGGUGUGAUGUUAGGUUAUAUCUCAUGCAUACUCAUGCAUAUUAGAACUUCAAUUGUUUGGCAAUUUCAUUUUUACUAUUUUUUUACUGUGGAUACUUGUGUGUUAUAACAUUUUUGUUGUGAAAUAACACUUUUUGUUAAGUUUCUUUUUCUACAAGUCUUCUUCUGUUUUAUAAAGGAGUCCCAUGUUCUGAAUUUUUUUAUUCAAAUUUACAACAACAAACUGCAAUAUAUAUUUAAACUUUCAAAUGCCAUAUGUGUAAACAGCAUUUCAUGAAAUAUUUAUGUUUAUUUUAUCCUUUUAUCCAUGUGUUUUUUUCAACUUGUCUCCAUUUUUAUGAAUUAACUUUUAUCGAUUUCAAAUAGAAUUUAAAACGUGUGA
Messenger RNA from Hydractinia symbiolongicarpus, 2560 nucleotides. RefSeq names its product frizzled-2-like. Gene Ontology annotation, biological process: canonical Wnt signaling pathway; non-canonical Wnt signaling pathway. Gene Ontology annotation, cellular component: plasma membrane. The record is from RefSeq and is a predicted model, not a curated record. NCBI's taxonomy places the organism in Eukaryota, Metazoa, Cnidaria, Hydrozoa, Anthoathecata, Hydractiniidae. The transcript has a single exon. Gene Ontology annotation, molecular function: Wnt-protein binding; Wnt receptor activity. The coding region runs from base 139 to 1812 and encodes 557 amino acids.